Aspergillus melleus is the source of this 645-nucleotide messenger RNA. RefSeq lists its product as uncharacterized. NCBI's taxonomy places the organism in Eukaryota, Fungi, Ascomycota, Eurotiomycetes, Eurotiales, Aspergillaceae. The coding region runs from base 1 to 645 and encodes 214 amino acids. The record is from RefSeq and is a predicted model, not a curated record. The transcript is spliced from 2 exons.
AUGAACUUCCUUGUAUCGGUCCUCCUAGUACUCACCAUAUACAUCAAUCACGCGCUCAGCCAAGACUCUCCAAUCUCCGCUAGUAAAGUGACUCUUGACGGUGCUCUUCUCAGCAGCCAAGCAGAUGCUCUCAAGUCCGCCUUCCCCGACGCAACGCCAUUCACCAAGCCGUUUGAAAUCCCAGGCGGAAACCUGAUCCAGCCGCCCUCGUCGCUGGUCGGGGCCAUCAUCACCGGUGUUCCGCCCUCUGUACUGGCACAAUUGAUUCAACCCGCAGGUCGCGAAUCUAUUGCGUCGGAGUUUCGUGCUGGGAAUACUCCAGACUGGUAUGCUGGCUUGCCGGCAGAUGUGAAAGGAUAUGUGACGAAGAUGAAGGCGCAAGUUACACAGGGGGAUGUCGAUUUAAGUGCUACGCCGACAAGUACUGGGGGGUUUGGGAGUGGGGGAGCGAGUGAGACGGAGGGCGACGGUGGUGAUGGUAAUAGUGGGGAUGGGGAUGGUGGUAAGACAGGGGAUGAAACUGGAGCAGAAGGAGGUGCUGCUGCUACUUCGAGCUCAACGGGUGGUGUUCCUCGUCCUACUGGGGAGGUCGUGGGGAGCUUGGUGGGAGUGAUGGGGGUUUUGGGGGCUGUGGCUUUGCUUUGA